This is a messenger RNA of Dreissena polymorpha, 4195 nucleotides long. RefSeq names its product endonuclease 8-like 3. The transcript has 10 exons. NCBI's taxonomy places the organism in Eukaryota, Metazoa, Mollusca, Bivalvia, Myida, Dreissenidae. The record is from RefSeq and is a predicted model, not a curated record. Gene Ontology annotation, cellular component: nucleus. Bases 92 to 1687 code for a protein of 531 amino acids. Gene Ontology annotation, molecular function: DNA-(apurinic or apyrimidinic site) endonuclease activity; DNA N-glycosylase activity; damaged DNA binding. Gene Ontology annotation, biological process: base-excision repair.
UGUUAUUUGUGGAAUUAUUAUUUGCGGGAAACUCGCGCUAUUUAAUUUCAGUUUCUUUUCAUUAAAACAUACAGUUGUUGGUUUAUUGAAAAUGGUUGAAGGUCCGGGGUGUAAAUUAAAAGGGAUUAAAAUUAAAGCAAAACUUCUUAAGCAGACAGUUAAAGAUGUCAGUGGAAAUUCUGUCGAAAAGUUCACGAAGAGAGGCAGCAGUGGAGAGUCCCCGUUCCAUCAGCUGAUUGGACGAUCUCUCGAUGAUGUACAGACACUGGGAAAGGAACUCUUCAUGUACUUCGGUGAUAUUUGUCUCCGGAUCCACUUCCUGAUGUCUGGUCAGUCGUUCAUCAACAACCAGCGUGUGGACAGUGAGACCGGUGGCAAGACAGAGACCCCAACCCUGGAACUGCAGAUGUCUGGGGAUCUGCUCACGUUUAGAAACUCGGCAGCAGAAAUCAGACCUUCUGUGCCCUGCCGGAUGAAGUAUGAAGAAUUAAACAAUUUGGAUAUUUGCUCUCCAGUAUUCAACUUUAAGAGGGCGUUCUCUCUGCUCAGAGAGCAGCACGACAGACUCGUUUGUGACGUGUUACUGGACCAGUUCAUACUCCCAGGUGUGGGAAACAUCAUUAAGAAUGAGGCCUUGUUCGACAGUGGAAUAAGACCAUCCUCCAAGAUCAGUGAGUUGAAAGAUGAGCAUAUUCAUCACCUCCUGAAGAUGACCAGGGACUUUACAGAAAUCUUCUAUAGGUGCAGAAGAGAUGGAAAGCCCUUAGCCCCCUAUUACAAGAUCUAUGGAAAACGUCAAUGUGGUCAGUGUGAGGGAAGGGUUAUUAUUUGUCGCCUUGGAGAUGACAGUGACCGGGUUACUUACUACUGUGAACAGUGCCAGACUAACGACCUGAGCAAGCAGAGAAAGCUACCAUCAAAGAACAGUUUGCUUGGUUGGGUGAAAACCGGAAGUGAUGUCAUCACGUCUGAUCAUGCUGCAUGGACGUGCACAUUUUGCACAUUGAUCAAUAUGCCAACCAGUUUGUCCUGCAGUGCUUGUCUGAAUGCUAAAACAUCUAGGAAGUCAUCCUGUUCAUCAUCAUCUGCUAGUGGGCAAAGUGGAAAUGUUUCUACUUGUGCUUUGCUUUCCAGUAAUGUCCAAAAUGUUCAUAAAGUCAACAAAAGAAAGUCUUCAGAUACUUAUAGCUCAGAGGUGAAAACUAAAGUGCCAAAGUUGGAAAGUGAUGUUGGUGAAGCACGUGUAAUUUAUCCACACAAUUUAAAUCAACUGCAGACAUCACAUCAGAAUCAAGCACUUGUGCUGGAACCUCCCCAACCAAACAGUCAAAACAAAAGCGGUGUAAAUGGCAAAUCAACAGCUGCUGAAAAGACUAGCAAUCCUCAGAAGCUAGAAUCAGAUUGUAAAAUACCAUCAUGUCCAACACACCAGAAGAAGUGUAGCAUGAAGGAAGUAAGGAAGGAAGGUCAGAACAAAGGGAGAUGGUUCUUCACCUGCAAUGUGCGCACAUGCAAUUUCUUUAAGUGGGCAGAUGAGCAGUUCCCUAUAUGUGCAGGUCAUGGGCAGCCAUGUACCAUAAGGACUGUGAUGAAGAUUGGGCCCAAUAAUGGACGAAGGUUCUUCACUUGCAAGCUGCCCAAGAACAAACAGUGCAAGUUCUUUGAAUGGGCAGAAGGCUAUGAUUGAAACAAGCAGCCCUCCACUUGUGUAUCUGUGGUUGUUUCAUUCACUUUCGCGGUUUUAAUUCUAUGUCUUGAAAAAAAUUCACAUUGUGAAUGGCUGGUGUUUUAAUUGCUGUAUUUGUGUACAAAAUUAUGUGUUCAAUUGUUAUAUAGCCCUGUGUAUUUUAUAUAAUUUCGUUGUUACUUUGUGAUGCAUUUUUAUUAUGCCCCCCUUUGAAGAAGAGGGGGUAUAUUGUUUUGCACAUGUCGGUCGGUCCGUCGGUCGGUCCGUCACCAAAUGGUUUCCGGAUGAUAACUCAACCACGCUUAGGCCUAGGAUCAUGAAACUUCAUAGGUACAUUGAUCAUGACUGGCAGAUGACUGUCGAUUUUCAGGUCACAAGGUCAAAGGUCAAGGUCACAGUGACUCAAAAUAGUAAAAUGGUUUCCGGAUGAUUACUCAAGAAAGCUUAUGCCAAGGAUCAUGAAACUUCAUAGGUACAUUGAUCAUGACUGGCAAAUGACCCCUAUUGAUUUUUAGGUCACUAGCUUAAAGGUCAAGGUCACAGUGACUCGAAACAGUAAAAUGGUUUCCGGAUGAUAACUCAAGAAUGCUUAUGCCUAGGAUCAUGAAACUUCAUAGGUACAUUGAUCAUGACUGGCAGAUGACUCCUAUUGAUUUUCAGGUCACUAGGUCAAAGGUCAAGGUCACAGUGACUCAAACAGUAUAAUGGUUUACAGAUGAUAACUCAAGAAUGCUUACACCUAGGAUCAUGAAACUUCAUAGGAACAUUGAUCAUGACUGGCAGAUGACCCCUAUUGUUUUUCAAGUCACUAGGUCAAAGGUCAAGGUCACAGUGACUCGAACUAGUACAAUGGUUUCCGGAUGAUUACUCAAGAACGCUUAUGCCUUGGAUCAUGAAACUUCAUAGGUACAUUGAUAAUGACUGGCAGAUGACCCCUAUUGAUUUUCAGGUCAAAGGUCAAGGUCACAGUGACUUGAAACAGUAAAAUGGUUUCCUGAUGAUAACUCAAGAAUAAUUAGACCUAGCAUCAUGAAACUUCAUAGGUACAUUGAUCAUGAUGGCAGAUGACCCCAAUUGAUUUUCAGGUCACUAGGUCAAAGGUCAAGGUCACAGUGACAAAAAACGUAUUCACACAUUGGCUGCCACUACAACUGACAGCCCUUAUGGGGGGCAUGCAUGUUUUACAAACAGCCCUUGUUUUCAUGAUAUUUAGAUUACAUGUCAAUUCUUCUUUAUGCAUCUUUUAUGGGUAUAUGUUGAUUUUAUGUUUAGGUAAAUAUGUACUUUGGUCUACCUCAUUGUUUUAAAAUGUCAUAGGAGUUUCUCUUAUAUGCUGUCUAGUAAAUACAAUUGCGCUGGAACAUGAGAAGUUGUUUAACUAAAUCCUGAUAUAAAAAUGUUGAAUGCUUUUCAUUCUACUGAAAUGCUUGUAAACUGCUACUGCCAAAAUCCAAUGAACCCCUCUUAUGCCAUGCCAAUUAGUUAAUUGUUUGCCUGUGUUAAAUUGAAAUGGCCACAUGAGUAUAUUUGCAAACUUUGCCAAAAGCUACAGAAACGGUCAUGUAAUUGUUUUCCUUUUUAUGUCCCCCACUAUAGUAGUGGGGGACAUAUUGUUUUUGCCCUGUCUGUCUGUCUGUUGGUCUGUUGGUCUGUUGGUCUGUCUGUUGGUCUGUUGGUCUAUUUGCGCCAACUUUAACAUUUUGCAAUAACUUUUGCUAUAUUGAAGAUAGCAACUUCAUAUUUGGCAUGCAUGUGUAUCUUAUGAAGCUGCACAUUUUGAGUGGUGAAAGGUCAAGGUCAAGGUCAUCCUUCAAGGUCAGAGGUCAAAUAUAUGUGGCCAAAAUCGCUCAUUUUAUGAAUACUUUUGCAAUAUUGAAGAUAGCAACUUGAUAUUUGGCAUGCAUGUGUAUCUUAUGGAGCUGCACAUUUUGAGUGGUGAAAGGUCAAGGUCAAUGUCAUCCUUCAAGGUCAGAGGUCAAAUAUAUGUGGCCCAAAUCGCUUAUUUUAUGAAUACUUUUGCAAUAUUGAAGAUAGCAACUUGAUAUUUGGCAUGCAUGUGUAUCUUAUGGAGCUGCACAUUUUGAGUGUUGAAAGGUCAAGGUCAAGGUCAUCCUUCAAGGUCAGAGGUCAAAUAUAUGUGGCCCAAAUCGCUUAUUUUAUGAAUACUUUUGCAAUAUUGAAGAUAGCAACUUGAUAUUUGGCAUGCAUGUGUAUCUCAUGGAGCUGCACAUUUUGAGUGGUGAAAGGUCAAGGUCAUCCUUCACAAGGUCAAGGUCAUCCUUCACAAGGUCAAGGUCAUAUAUAGGGGGACAUUGUGUUUCACAAACACAUCUUGUUUAUAUAAUUUAUUGCACCAGAAUGUAUAAAACCAAUGUAUCGCUAUUCAUGGAGAUCUAACGAUGCUGAAUCUAUAUCUCUUCAGAAAUUUGUUGAGAUCUCUCAUUUAAAAAAUAAUUGUGUUAUUGUUUCACAUGCGACAAAGUAUGAAUAAAUUCCUACUGGAAAUAU